CUGAAGGAAGAUUCGUCAGAAUGGAUCACAAGCGCCAGGACGAAGUAGACUUUCGGGGAGAAAAUCUCGCCGUUCAAGAUGCGGCUUCCGACACAUCAGUGAGCGCGCACUCUUAUUCCAGCUCGACGGCCCAUGAUUCUCCCAUCCGCAAUGACCCUUCAGCCCUGUCUGAAAAGCCAACUCCAGAGAGGAGACCCUCUCUGGCACGACAGCUCACCGACGAUGAGAUUGCGCGAGCGCUAACGCAGCGACGGACCGGAUCUGUCCAAGGCGAAUCGGACGAGGAUACCGCUCAGAUUGUGAGGCUGGUCUCUCGCAUGUUCGGACAAGACCGAAAAGCGAACUCAGACGAAGAGAAAACGAGACAUCACGGUGUUGUAUGGAAGAAUUUGACGGUGAAGGGCGUCGGAUUGGGCGCGGCCAUGCAACCUACCAACUCGGACAUUCUUUUCGCUAUCCCCAGGUUUAUCAAACAGCUUUGUACUCACGGCAAUAGGCAUCCGUUGAGAACAAUUCUGGAUGAUUUCACAGGUUGUGUGCGGCCAGGAGAGAUGAUUCUAGUCCUUGGACGGCCAGGUUCUGGAUGCUCGACCUUCUUGAAAGUCAUAGGAAAUCAGCGAUCUGGAUUUAAAAGCGUCGAAGGCGAUGUUCUAUAUGGUGGAACAGAUUCCAAAACAAUGGCCGACAAAUAUCGUUCGGAAGUGCUGUACAACCCCGAGGAUGACCUCCACUACCCUACGUUAACCGUGAGGGAUACUCUCAUGUUUGCUCUGAAAACAAGAACCCCGGACAAAGCGUCGCGAUUACCUGGGGAGACCCCGAAGGAAUAUCAGGAGACGUUCUUAUCGACUAUUGCAAAGCUGUUCUGGAUCGAGCACACACUAGGAACCAAAGUUGGCAACGAAAUGAUCCGUGGGGUCUCUGGCGGCGAGAAGAAGCGUGUUUCCAUAGGGGAAGCUCUGAUAACCAAAGCAAGUACGCAAUGCUGGGAUAACUCUACUAAAGGCUUGGAUGCUAGCACCGCACUCGAAUAUGUCCAGAGUCUACGGAGUUUGACCGACAUGGCAAAUUCGUCCACGUUGGUGGCUUUAUAUCAGGCCUCCGAGAAUCUGUACAAUCUUUUCGAUAAGGUCAUCCUGAUCGAAGAGGGGAAAUGCGCAUACUUCGGGCCUGCCAAAAAUGCGAAGGCCUAUUUCGAACGUUUAGGAUUCGAAUGUCCGCCGCGUUGGACGACACCUGAUUUCCUGACAUCAGUUAGCGAUCCCCAUGCGCGGCGUGUGAAGAAGGGAUGGGAAGAUCGCAUCCCACGAUCUGCUGCGGAAUUCCAAAAGAUAUAUCGCAAAAGUGACAUACACAAAGAAGCAAUUGCCGAUAUGGAGGACUUCGAGCAGGAAAUUGAGUCCCAACAAGAAGACCGCGAGGCGGCCCGAUCCGAUAUGCCGAAGAAGAACUAUACUGUCCCAUUCUACAAGCAAGUCAUGAUUUUGACUCACAGACAGUUCCUGGUUAUGUAUGGCGACAAGCAAUCGCUCGUGGGGAAGUGGAGUAUUCUUACCUUCCAGGCGCUCAUCAUUGGAAGUCUUUUCUAUAACCUUCCGCAAACCAGUGGCGGAGUGUUCACCCGUGGAGGUGUGAUGUUUUUUGUUCUUCUUUUCAACUCACUACUUGCCCUGGCUGAGCUCACUGCGUUAUUUGAAACCCGGCCUGUCAUGCUCAAGCAUAAAAGCUUUUCCUUUUAUCGACCGUCUGCCUACGCCUUGGCUCAAGUAGUCGUCGAUGUACCCUUGAUCUUUGUCCAAGUGACAAUAUUUGACUUGAUCGUCUACUUCAUGUCAAACCUCUCAAGAACAGCAUCUCAGUUUUUCAUUAACUUCUUAUUCAUUUUCAUGCUCACGAUGACCAUGUAUUCGUUCUUUCGGGCAAUUGGUUCUGUAUCUGCCUCGCUUGAUGUUGCUACGCGAGUCACUGGAGUAGCGAUACAAGCACUGGUAGUAUAUACAGGCUAUCUGAUUCCGCCGUGGAAAAUGCACCCGUGGCUGAAGUGGCUCAUUUGGAUCAAUCCGGUUCAAUACGCCUUCGAAGGCAUCAUGGCAAACGAAUUUUAUAACCUGGACAUCCAAUGUCAAGCGCCAAAUAUUGUGCCAGACGGACCCAAUGCAUCACCCGGACGCCAGACCUGUGCGCUACAAGGAAGCGAUACCGACCGGCUGACCGUCCAGGGCUCAAACUACAUCCAAACUGGGUUUACCUACAGUCGCUCUCACCUAUGGCGUAACUUUGGUAUCAUCAUUGCAUGGUUCAUUUUCUUUGUCGUUUUGACAAUGCUUGGAACCGAGCUUCAGAAGCCCAAUAAGGGAGGUAGCGCUGUUACAAUAUUCAAGCGGGGAGAGGCACCUGCGGCGGUUGAGGAAGCUGUCAAGCAAGGGGAACUGCCUGAGGACGUCGAGACAGGAAAGAAAGAGAAUGGCUCCAAUAGUGUUAUGGACAGCAAAGAAUCGGAUGACAAUGAGGGUGAAGUCGAGGGCAUCGCCAAAAGCACAUCCAUCUUCACCUGGCAGAAUGUCAAUUACACCAUACCGUAUCAAGGAGGACAGAGACAACUCUUGCAGGAUGUUCAAGGAUAUGUCAAGCCUGGCCGCCUUACCGCUUUGAUGGGCGCUUCUGGAGCAGGAAAAACCACUCUUUUGAACACGCUGGCGCAACGAAUCAAAUUUGGGGUGGUGAGCGGUUCGUUCCUUGUCGAUGGAAAGCCGCUUCCCAAGAGUUUCCAAAGAGCCACAGGCUUUGCCGAGCAGAUGGAUAUCCACGAGCCUACAGCAACAGUGCGAGAGUCACUUCGGUUUUCCGCACUUCUCCGACAACCCAAAGAAGUACCGCUUCAAGAGAAGUACGACUACUGUGAGCGAAUAUUAGACCUCCUAGAGAUGCGACCAAUUGCUGGCGCAACUGUGGGCGCUGGAGGCGUGGGUCUUAACCAAGAACAGCGUAAACGACUCACGAUUGCGGUGGAACUGGCAAGCAAGCCAGAGCUACUACUCUUUUUGGACGAGCCUACUUCUGGGCUUGAUUCCCUAGCUGCGUUUAAUAUCGUCCGAUUCCUCAGAAGACUUGCCGAUGCCGGACAAGCAAUUCUAUGCACGAUCCACCAGCCAUCAGCAGUGCUGUUCGAACAUUUUGAUGAUCUGAUCCUGCUACAGAGUGGAGGUAGAGUCGUGUAUAACGGUGAGUUGGGAAAUGAUUCGGAAAAGCUGUUGGAAUAUUUUGAGAGCAACGGAGGCAAGAAAUGUCCUCCUCAUGCGAACCCUGCAGAGUACAUGCUUGAAGUCAUUGGAGCCGGGAAUCCCGACUACAAAGGGCAAGACUGGGCCGACGUUUGGGCCAAUUCUCCUCAGGCCAAAGAACGGUCCGAGGAGAUCGACCAGAUCAUCGAAACUCGACGCGACAAGCAAGACACAGGGCGAAAGGAUGACAAUCGGGAAUAUGCCAUGCCAAUCUGGGUCCAGAUAGUCGCUGUUACGAAGCGCUCGUUUGUUGCAUACUGGCGUGCUCCAGAGUAUAAUGCCGGCAAAUUCCUCCUGCAUAUUUUCACCGGACUAUUCAACACGUUCACGUUCUGGCAUCUAGGAAACAGUUACAUUGACAUGCAAUCGCGCUUGUUUUCCAUAUUCAUGACGCUGACAAUCUCGCCUCCUCUCAUUCAGCAACUGCAGCCCAAGUUUCUGCAUUUCAGGAGCUUGUACGAGUCGCGAGAGUCCAAUUCCAAAAUCUACUCCUGGGCAGCCUUCGUCACAAGCGCCAUCCUCCCAGAGCUACCAUACUCCAUCAUCGCCGGAUCCAUCUACUUCAACUGCUGGUACUGGGGCGUCUGGUUCCCCCGGGACUCCUUCUCAUCCGGCUACGUCUGGAUGAUGCUGAUGCUCUUCGAGAUGUUCUACGUCGGCUUCGGUCAAUUCAUCGCGGCCUUCUCACCCAAUGAGCUCUUCGCCUCCCUCCUCGUCCCGUGUUUCUUCACCUUCGUCGUCUCCUUCUGUGGCGUCGUUGUCCCCUACGCGUCCAUGAUCCAUUUCUGGAGAUCCUGGAUGUACUAUCUCAGUCCCUUCACCUACCUCCUGGAGGGCUUCCUCGGCGUCGUGACUCACAAGGUCCCCGUGCGGUGCGUGCCCCGGGAAGAAUCGACAUUCACGCCGCCGCCGGGCUCCAAUUGCCAGGAUUAUGCGGGCUCGUUUGCCCAGCAGGCUGGUGGUUAUGUCCGGGAUAUGGGCAAUGGAAUGUGUGCUUAUUGUCAGGUUUCGGAUGGGGAUAAUUUUGCCUCUGGAUUCAAUGUUUACUACUCGCACAAAUGGCGCGACUAUGGAAUAUUCUGGGCCUUCGUGAUGUUCAACUUCGCCGCUGUGUUCUUCUUCUCGUGGCUUUAUCUCCAUGGCCUCGCAGAUAUGAAGAGAUGGUUUAGUAAGAGGAAGGCGAGGAAGGCGAGGAAGGCGAGGAAGGCGAGGAAGGCGUCUGCUUAG
Molecule: messenger RNA, 4508 nt
Organism: Aspergillus melleus
Lineage: Eukaryota; Fungi; Ascomycota; Eurotiomycetes; Eurotiales; Aspergillaceae
Product: putative ABC transporter
Exons: 15
Coding region: 21-4508 (1495 amino acids)
Biological process (GO): transmembrane transport
Cellular component (GO): membrane
Molecular function (GO): ATP hydrolysis activity; ATP binding; ABC-type transporter activity
Source: RefSeq, a predicted model, not a curated record